Molecule: messenger RNA, 898 nt
Organism: Elgaria multicarinata webbii
Lineage: Eukaryota; Metazoa; Chordata; Lepidosauria; Squamata; Anguidae
Gene: ZC2HC1B
Product: zinc finger C2HC-type containing 1B
Exons: 8
Coding region: 1-744 (247 amino acids)
Source: RefSeq, a predicted model, not a curated record
AUGUUAAUAGUGGAUUGUAUCCAGCUGCCAGCAGAACGGACAUUACUGGUGAAACGGAUCCUCCCUCACCAGAAGGUUGGGGAACGUACUGGCAACCAGGAUUUGCUUCCUUGUGAGACCUGUGGAAGACAUUUUGCACAGGAAGCACUGACAAGACAUGUGCCAAUAUGCAAAAAAAUCUUCAACAAAAAGCGCAAGCCAUUCAAUUCCUUGAAACAGCGACUGGAGGGAACUGAAAUUCCAACUGUAAAGAAGAAGCCACCCCAAAAGAACCAACCAGAGAAAAAAUCUAACUGGAGACAGCAGCAUGAGAAUUUCAUUACUGCAAUCAGAGCAGCCAAACUUGCCACUAUAGCCAUGAAGGAAGGCCGUCCCCUGCCUCCACCCCCACCUCCAUCCAUUAAUCCAGAUUAUAUUCAGUGCCCUUACUGCAUGAGAAGGUUUAACGAGACUGCAGCAGAAAGGCACAUCAAUUUCUGCAAAGAACAAGCUGCCAGGAAGGCAUUUGCUCCAGGCCAGAAAGGAGCCAAGGCGUCUCCUGGCAAACAAGCAACUCCUAAAAAAGAACCAACCUUGACAAGUGCUGUUGGAGCACUGCUUCAGAACAAGUCACAAGAAGCCUCCAAUCCAAUCCAACCUGUAACAGGACAUGCUAUUGAAACCUCUUUUGGAACAGCACAGAAAAAAUCACCUGCUAUUCCUUCUGGAAAGGAUUCUGGGGUUCCAGCACAGGGCAGAAGAUAAGGGGAGUAUGUCCCACAGGCCUUUGAUAAGCAGCCUUUACAUUUACAGCAUUACAACUGAAGAUCAGCAAACUAGUUCGCCCAAUGCAUUCAGCAUCCCAGGUCUCAAGUCUUGUAUGAUGAAUUAAACUAUGGAAUAAAACAAGGAUUGUAUU